Funneliformis mosseae is the source of this 150-nucleotide messenger RNA. The record is from the annotation of a GenBank genome assembly. Lineage: Eukaryota; Fungi; Glomeromycota; Glomeromycetes; Glomerales; Glomeraceae.
AUGAAGAACAAAGAAGAAGAAUACUAUAAUGACUAUGGGUUUAUUCAAUUGAGAACGAACUUAUUUUUUUUAUCUGAACAAGUUGCAACUACUGCGCGUCACAAAUUCUGCGUUGCUGGUCAUGUGUGUUUCACAAAAAUUGAAAAUUAA